AUCGUCUGUGUAGCUAGCUAUGCUUACACACGGUGCGUGGUUGGCCAUCACUGCCUCCAUGCUAGCUGCCUGGUGGACCACGACAGACGAGCUGAAAGCGUAAGGUAAGUACCGUCACCAUUCUGGCAUACAGCACGCAUGUAACGGCGACAGGUAGCUCAGUCUUGCUUCACGAAAGGAAAGCUGUGCGCUGACGGCACGUUAUGCAGACCGAACGUCGCGGGCAAAUCCCAAGUUGGGUCGCUCCCGGCCUCCCGCUCGCCAAACCUAAACUAACGUAGUGCGCAAGCGAGGAUCGAAGUCGCUCUGGUAUAAAAUUCACCGCUCAACUCCAUAAAGUAAGGCUGCAAUCAAUUAUGAGUGGAAGUUCAGCAGUGAGGAGACUGCUGCCUGUCUCAAGGAAGCAGUUGAGGAGAUCGUGGAGGUACAUCAACGCUGCAGUCUCACCAGUCCACUUCAGUAAUCCGUCACCUCUCCUGGAGGAGCAGAGUAGAGGACUGAGAGUGAGGUCAUUCCACUGCAGUGCUCCAGGUCCAGCCACUACUGGGGCUCAGGGACGACCCAGGAGUGAUUGGGACGACCUCCCAAUGUCUCUGGACCACUUCCGCAAACCUAGUCAACCUGCUGCCGGGACCACUGGCCAUCAGGAGGGUGAUGGAUACACUCUGCCUCACCCUGUGUGGAGUGAGGAGGAAAUGAACUCUGUCCAGAUCACUCACACUCCUUCCAAGAAACCUGUUUAUAAUAUGGGUGCCUAUUACUCUGUGCAGAUGUUGAGGACGGGGUUUGAUCUAUUGUCUGGGUAUUCGUGGGGCAAGAGGUUUGGUACACUGGAUGAGAAGAAGUGGCUCUCAACAAUCAUCUAUCUUGAGACAGUGGCCGGAGUUCCAGGUAUGAUAGGUGUGAUGGUGCGUCAGUUGAAGUCUCUGCGGCACAUGACUCGGGACCAUGGCUGGAUACACACCUUGCUGGAGGAGGCAGAGAAUGAGAGGAUGCACCUCCUCACAGCUCUGGAGAUGAGGAGACCUGGACCUCUCUUCAAGAUUUCCGUCAUUGGAACACAGGCCGCAUUCUUGGACAGGUCAAAGCAGCUCUAGAUGAAACAUCUUGGAAUGUGGACCGACUUUCUCUACUGAAAGUGACUCUCAAGAAGAAGCUAGACACAUUGAUGGGACUCGAUACAGAGAUCAUCUAAAACACACCUGAGGAUGGAUUAGACGAUGAGAUUAAGCAGUCAGACGAAUACGAAUACCUUGGGGAAAAUGUACGUGUGGGAAUGCAGUUGGAUUGCUAACCUAUGACAUUGAUGCUGAACGUUGUCCUAACUGGUUCGUCUGCCAAUCACAUCAUGCAUUGAACGAAAGGGGUGAUGGGGCUACUAGUCUGCAGGUCGACAUGUCAUUGGAGUGUUUGCAGGGGUGAUGAGGGACAAACUGCUGUUCACACUACAUUGGGUUGGGUAUUGUCAGGUCCAGCCCCUGCACAGGACUCAGUAAAGUGUUGGAUGAACAUGACCACCACACAUGCACUCCCUUCUGACACACAUGCCUCCGAGACCAUGGGUCUAGAUACACAACACAACUUCCUACCAUUCUGAUCAUAUAGAAUUGCCCUAGCAGCUGACGUAGAGAAGAUUAUUGCAAUCAAUACCCGUAACCUCCUACACUUGAUCUGGGUAGAUGACAUACACAAGGAGAAGCCUUCUUCUAAAGUUUUCAGCUUUUUAACAGAAUAAUCAAAGGUUCUUAAUGCAACCAUCAAAUUCCACAACAAAGAAGUUGUUAAAAAAGUACUAAGACAGUGUCACAGGUGCAGACUCUGAAGAGGCUUGAUUCGUGUUCCGGAGAGGUGGUGGGAUUCGGCCUCAAGAAGUUUCUGACCAAUUCUCGAGAGCUGCAAAAACGAAUCAACAAUGCUGAAGGCAUUGAACACGUGGAGUCAGAUGCCC
This is a messenger RNA of Geodia barretti, 1948 nucleotides long. Lineage: Eukaryota; Metazoa; Porifera; Demospongiae; Tetractinellida; Geodiidae. The record is from the annotation of a GenBank genome assembly.